AUGCGCCAAGUGGAGCAAGUCAUUGGCUCCAACGUCAUCCUGCGGUGUUGGAUUAGCGGAGCAGAAGCCGUGUCUGUGACGAAUGCCGAGGAGGUCUUUCUGCCCGAGCUCUCCGAUGCCCGCGAGGAUCCCCCGGAGCAGGUGGCCUUGCUUCCCGUGGAGCGGUGCCCUGGAGACUGCCCUUGGCUCUUCGAACGGGCCUUCGAGUAUGUAGGCACCGAAGACAAGUCGGAGCUACAAAAGUGGAACUACGAAGUCUGCAUUCGGUACCCGGGAGGCUCGAGCUGCAGUAUCACCUACCCGCACUCCCUAGGAGCACUGCUCCCAGAGUCUUUCCUCACCGGUUUCGCUGCUGGCUUGACAGAGACCCCGCUGGCAUCCAUGUUCGGCGCUCAUCACAUGGAGCUGCGCAGCCACAAGAAAGGGCUUUGGGGCACGCGCUUCGCUGUCUGGGCUCCCAACGCGCACUCUGUAAGCUUGGUCGGCGACUUCAACUACUGGGAUGGGCGAGCACAUCCUAUGUCUUGCCGAGAGAAGUUUGGAGUCUGGGAGAUCUUCCUGCCUUCCUGGGACCUGCGCGGUCAGAAAUAUGCCUACCAGGCUUGGGGGGUGUUCGCAGCAGAUGAGGUCGUCAAGGCCGAUCCUUGUGCCUUGGAGUUCGUGGAUCCUUCGGAUGGCGGCCACGAUGCCAAGGUGCCCGAGUGCGACGACUACAGCAGAGCAGCGUGGAACGGCACCUACCCGUGGACUGAUGAUGCGUUCAUUGCCAAGCGCCAGGCUCAGUUCGGCAGCGCAACCUGGUGCAAGGAGCCUCUUUCCAUCUACGAGGUGCACUUGGGAAGUUGGACCAUGACAGCCAGUGCGAACUACCGGGAUAUCGCAGAGCCCCUGGCGAAACAUGUGCAGGAACUGGGCUUCACGGCUGUGGAAUUCCUCCCGUUGUCACAGUAUCCCUGCGAGGAGUCUUGGGGCUACCAGUGUGCAGCGGGGCUGUUUGCCGUGGACAGGCGUCUUGGCACUCCCGACGACUUCCGCUACCUCGUGGACACGUUGCACAGCUACGGAAUCGCUGUGUUCAUGGACUUUGUUGGGGCACACUUUGCGAAGGACGAGUGGGGCUUGGUAAACUACAGCGGCACACCGCAGUACGAGUACGAAGGAACCAUGGGGCAGAUCCCUGGGUGGGGCACCUGCCGCUUCAACUAUGCCAAGCCAGAAGUCCAGGCGUAUCUGCUGGGC
Symbiodinium necroappetens is the source of this 1239-nucleotide messenger RNA. The record is from the annotation of a GenBank genome assembly. Lineage: Eukaryota; Dinophyceae; Suessiales; Symbiodiniaceae.